This is a messenger RNA of Closterium sp. NIES-65, 2574 nucleotides long. The record is from the annotation of a GenBank genome assembly. Lineage: Eukaryota; Viridiplantae; Streptophyta; Zygnematophyceae; Desmidiales; Closteriaceae.
AUGUCGCCGCUGCAGGUGUUCAAGCUCUCUGUGAGCAACGCUUCGGCUUUGGCGGACUGGGAGGGCUUCGAGCCGUGCAAGAAGGAGUGGUUCGGCGUGAACUGCGGGGAGUCGACGCGGUCGAAACAUCGAUGGGCCGUUGUCUCGAUAGAGCUGCCCAACUGCAAUCUGGGAGGGGAGAUCCCGGAGGCGAUCGGCGACCUCGUGGAGCUCACGAAACUCAAUUUGCGAAACAACAAUUUCACGGGGCUGCUUCCCGCGUCGCUCAGCCGCCUGACCGCGUUAGAGUCACUAGACGUUUCGGGAAACCCGUUCGAGGUCGCACCUUCCACGAACCUUACCGCUGGCGCGCCCCCCCCGCUGACGUCAGACCCCAUCUCGAUAAUACCGGAGCCAGACGCCCCGGGCCCGAAAAUUCCGGGGCUGUCGCCGUCCACCAAUAGCAUUGCGCUAUACGUGGGCUUAGCGGCGGGCGUGGUUGUCGCGUUCCUGUUGGGCGUCGCGCUCGUGCUGCUCUACAUCUACCUGCGGCGCCGCCGCGCGGAGACCAAGGACUUUGCGCCGAUUAAAGACGUCGCGGCGGGCGCGGACGGGCGGGGGGAGGAUUACGGGACAUCUGGCGCGGUUGCCGCGGCGGGAUAUGCGGCGGGAAAAGCGGGGAAGAGGGGAGGUGGUGGAGUGUUUGGAAGGCUAUGGCCAGGGACUGGAAAGGUGGCUGAUCUUGGCACAGUAUCUGCCUAUCAGCAACAAGCUCACGUCCCUGCCGCUCCGUCCGCCGCGGUUCCCGCUCACGACCAUGGCGCGAAUCUCCUUCCCCCGCACGACCCCUCCGCCAUGAUUCCGCACAGCGGGGCGUCGAACCACAGCGGCUGGGGCGCCGCAGUCAGCGCCGUGCAUAGCGGCGUGAACAGCGCUGCGCACAGCGGUGUGCAAAGCGUUACCGUGGAAGGCGGCGCGGCGUCACCGUACGCACCAGCCUCGGCGUACGCGUCGGCUGCCGAGCCUGGCAGCAACAUGUCGAGCCAGUUUCCGAGCCGCACUCCGAGCCAGACGCCGAGCCAACCGAUGAGCCACGUGGCAGGCCCGGGGCUAGCAGCAGCUAUAGCCGCGGAAGCGGGGGGCGGAAUCGGCGGAGGGGAAGGGGGAAGCGGAGGAGCUGGGGGAGGAUAUGCGGCUCAUAGUAGCAAUAGCAGCGCGCAGACGCCUGGGGCCUCUGUGGGGUCUUUAAAGUCGGGGCGCAAUAUGGCGGAGUAUAGGCUGAUGCUGCCCGGGCGCAGCCUGAGCAACACGGUGAUGGAGUUGACGUAUGAAGAUGUCCUGGGAGCAACGGACAACCUGGCAGAGGCGAACGUGAUUGGGUCGGGCGGGUUUGGGCGCGUGUACUGCGGAAGGCUGGCGGGGGCUGGCGUGGCGGUGAAGGUGCUGGAAGCGGGGAGCAGUCAGGGCGACCGAGAGUUCCAGGCAGAGGUGGAGCUGCUGAGUCGGCUCAGGUCGCCGCAUCUGGUGCAUCUGGUGGGCUACUGCAUGGCAGGGGGGAACAGGGUGCUGGUGUACAAUCUCAUGGCGAAUGGGAGCCUGAGCGACUUGCUGCAUGAUAACAGCAGUGAUGGAAGCUUCGUGCAGCGGUUUGGGAGGGAGAGGCCGCAGGUGGAGUGGCAGCAGCGCAUGCAGAUCGCUCUGGAUGCCGCCCGCGGGCUCAUGUUCCUGCACCACGCCGCCACCCCCGCUGUCAUUCACCGCGACUUCAAGAGCAGCAACGUUCUGGUGGACCACGACUUCCAUGCGCGCAUUGCUGAUUUUGGGUUGGCUCGGGAUGGUCCCAGUGGGGAGAAGCGUUGGGUGUCGACACGUGUUUUGGGCACCACAGGUUACUUGUCCCCAGAAUAUGUUACCACCGGUCGCCUGACCCCCAAGUCAGACGUGUACUCGUUUGGCAUCGUGCUGCUGGAGCUGCUCACAGGGCUCACCCCCAUCGACCACGACAGGCCUCUCAAUAGAGUCUCCCUCACUUCCUGGGCGCUGCCGCUGCUGACGCAACGGGAGAGGCUGGGAGAGCUGCUGGACCCGCGUCUGGAUGGGACUGUUCCCCUGCACGAGUUCAUGCAGGUGGGUGGCAUGUGGGCAGCUGGUGGGUGGGGACUUGAUGCCUGUGGCGGUUGCAUAGGGGCAAAGAAGCGUAGAGAUAUGCAGGGCAUGGUGCACAUAGGAGUGCAGGGCAUGGUGCACAUAGCAGUGGGGCGCGCGGUGACUCCAGGCGGAGUCAGUGGCAGCGGUGUACGCGUGCGUGCAGGCAGACCCACGCUACAGGCGCACAUGGACCAUGUGGUGCAGUCCCUCAUGCCGCUCUGCAAGGCUGCCAUCUCGCCUCCUCAUCCCCCACCCUUCCUUGCUUGCCCCCAUCCCCUCUCUGCCUCCCUUCACCAGGCGGCCUCUGUAGCAGCAGUGUGCCUGCAGGCCGACCCAGACUACAGGCCGCACAUGGAUGACGUGGUGCAGUCCCUCAUGCCGCUCUGCAAGGCUGCCAUCUCGCCCUACGCCUCUCCCGCCCAGUCCAACCACUCCUCCCUCAGAUGA